AUGUCCAGAACCUUUGCACAUCGGAGACAUGAUGUUGUCAGGCUACAGUUGAGCAUCAGUGACAUCAAGGACAGAUGGCCCGCCUUGUUUGAUGUCUCGCAAAUUAGCGCAGAGUUGCAGAGGAUCACCACACUGAAUCUUGAGCCAAACUUCAUGGCAAUGUUGGACAUCUACACACCUGAACUGUUGUCCUUAUUUCAAUCGAAGAAAGGUGCUGCAGGAGAGAGACAACGGGCACAAAUGAAUGUUCUACUUCAGAGUGGAAUCCCCAUUCAACAGACACGUGAGGUUGUCAUCCGAUGUCUCAUCAGCCAUCUGGGAGAAGAUGCAGAUGCCUUGUUUAAGGACUUUGAGGAUGCUGCUGAUGGAUCAGCCAGUGUUCAAGAGGAGUUAUCAGAAGAGGUGAUGAAGAUUUACCUGCUGAGGAAACGAGACGGGUCAAUCGAUGUCGGGAUUGUGAUUGAGGGCAACACUGUCCUCAGCAGUCUUGGGGAUGUUAGCAGAGCCUGUUGCUAUCUCUUGGGUCUGACCUAUACGUUAGAUCUGCGAUACCCCAAGAACCUCAAGUACAGUUUUGAGGUUUUCCAGAAAGUAUUGCUGGAGCUAGAUUCUGGAAAACCUUCCAACAAGAUUCAGAGACUGAAGAAUUACCUCAGUAUGUAG
Messenger RNA from Girardinichthys multiradiatus, 663 nucleotides. RefSeq lists its product as uncharacterized. The coding region runs from base 1 to 663 and encodes 220 amino acids. NCBI's taxonomy places the organism in Eukaryota, Metazoa, Chordata, Actinopteri, Cyprinodontiformes, Goodeidae. The record is from RefSeq and is a predicted model, not a curated record. The transcript has 4 exons.